Molecule: messenger RNA, 826 nt
Organism: Drosophila sechellia
Lineage: Eukaryota; Metazoa; Arthropoda; Insecta; Diptera; Drosophilidae
Product: SRSF protein kinase 2-like
Biological process (GO): peptidyl-serine phosphorylation; regulation of mRNA processing; spliceosomal complex assembly
Cellular component (GO): nucleus; cytoplasm
Molecular function (GO): protein serine/threonine kinase activity; ATP binding
Source: RefSeq, a predicted model, not a curated record
GCUUGGUCAGUCGUGAGGUGACAGUGUUGCAACUAAAAUGGAUUAUGAGCCAUCCGAAAAGAUCAUUGAUCGCUACCAUGUCAUCCGUAAAUUGAGCUGGGGCGACUACUCUACUGUUUGGCUGUGCUGGGACUUGCAGGCAAUGAGAUAUGUGGGAAUUAAAAUUUUCAAGUCGGCACGCUUGGCCAAGACGAUAAGGGACGAAAUAAAGAUACUCAAGACGGUGCGCGAGACCGAUCCAUCGAAUCCACGCCGUCGCAAAACCGUCCAGAUGCUGGACGACUUCAAGAUCACCGGCCUUAAUGGCACCCAUAUUUGUAUUGUGUUCGAGAUGCUGGGUGACAAUCUCCUGAAACUCAUACGGAAGUCCCCAUUACGCGGUAUUCUACUGGCCAACGUCAAAGCUAUUACCCGCCAGGUGCUGGAGGGUCUUGACUAUCUUCACACGUGCUGCCAGAUCAUCCAGACGGACAUAAAGCCCGAGAAUGUCUUCCUGUGCAAUGCCGAUCUGGGCAAAUCUUGUUGGGUUAAUCAUCACUUGACUGAGGACAUUCAAACGCGCCAAUAUCGGUCACUAGAAGUUAUUAUCGGUGCGGGCUAUAACACCUCUGCGGAUAUCUGGAGCACUGCAUGCAUGGUAUUCGAACUGGCCACCGGUGACUAUCUUUUUGAGCCACACUCCGGCGAAUCGUACACCCGCGACGAGGACCAAUUGGCCCACAUCAUCGAGCUGCUGGGUCCAAUACCGCGGUUUUUUCGAGCUCGAUCCGAACAAGCGUGCCACCGCUGCGGAGUGUCUGCAGCACCCGUGGCUUAGAUAAGAUAC